This is a messenger RNA of Mustela lutreola (European mink), 9924 nucleotides long. RefSeq names its product ITPR interacting domain containing 1 (gene ITPRID1). The record is from RefSeq and is a predicted model, not a curated record. The transcript has 14 exons. NCBI's taxonomy places the organism in Eukaryota, Metazoa, Chordata, Mammalia, Carnivora, Mustelidae. Bases 1944 to 5078 code for a protein of 1044 amino acids. Gene Ontology annotation, molecular function: signaling receptor binding.
AGAGGCUUAACCCACCGAGCCACCCAGGCGCCCAGGUUCUGAUCUUCUCAAGGAUAAAUGGGCAGUGGGUGCCACAGGAGGAAAAGGAUGUUGUUACCUCAGACCUUAAGACACUCCUGGGCUCCUGAGAGUAAAGGUCUCAGAUACUAGUGGUAGAGAGGUGAGAAAAAUCCUGAGACAAGGGACAUCUCCCAGGUUAGCUUCAAGGCCAGUUUGUAGGGCUAUUCAGAUCUUGCUCACAGACAGGAGUUCUGCAGAGGAAUUCUCAAACUGUCAUGGGGAGAGGGGAAAUAUAAUAAGGUCUUUUUCUUCAUUCCCCUUGAAGCCUCCCACUUUUAUAUAUUAGGGCUCCUGGUUUUUAUUGUUGUUGUUGUUUUGAAACUUUUAUUGACUUAUUUGAGAGAGAGAGCAGGAGGGAGAGGAAGAGAGAAUCUGAAGCAGGCUCUGGGCUGUGCACGGAGCCUGACUCAGGCCGAGAGCCCAUCACCUUGCGAUCAUGACCUGAGCUGAAACCAAGAGUUGGUCAUUUAAGUGACUGAGCCACCCAGUAUCCCUGGGGUUCUGUUUCUUUGAAAUGAAAUAGCAUUGGAAAUGCAUAUGGUUUUUUCUGUCAUUCCAAACUCUGAUAAUACAGCUUAUCAAAAUGAAAAGAAUGGUUGGCAUGCACGACUCAAGAACAGAAUCAUUUUUAAAGAUUUCAUUUAUUCACUUGACGGAGAUCACAAGUAAGCAGAGAGGCAGGCAGAGAGAGAGGAAGGGAAGCAGGCUCCCUGCUGAGCAGAGAGCCCGAUACGGGGCUUGAUCCAGGACCCUGAGACCAUGACCUGAGCCAAAGGCAGAGGCUUUAACACACCCAGGCGCCCCAGAAUCAUUUUUAAAUAGGGCUUUAGCAUUGUGUCCUUUAUAAGGAUGCAUGGUGAAUGUGACUGUGAAAUUUAAUUUUUUAAAAAUGAAGCUGCUAUUGUGCUUAUUUACCUUUCUAAGUGGGAUUGUCUGAUCUUUCAAUUAAAAUUCUUCACAAAUACUGAAAUCCCUUGGAAGGUAGGACUGACUGUUAGCCCUGACAGCUUGGUCCCUUCUUUAUGGGCUUGAGAAUACGCACGUAUGUUUGUUUCGUUUUCUCUGAACUUUCCAAUAGAACUUCCUGGGAAUUGAGUCUCUCCACCUGGAAUAUCAAAUUCUACUGUCCUCAUCUCCAGUGAUGGUUUGCAAUGCAAAUUGUCGGGUUGGUUACACACAGUACCAUAACCAUGGUAACCAAAUGAAGACAAGUUUGCCUUACUUCCUCAGUGAAGUACUUUCCAGCCCUGCAUUCAGACCUGAUGUUACUGCCAACAGUCAAGGGCUUUAAAGAAACAGCCCGAGGGUUCAGAGAUAUAAAAACACAACUGGAGCCAUUGUAUUCCUUCCCCCACACUCCUCGCCUGAGUCCAGGACUGGCUACCAAUCUCUCCUGCCAUUUCUAACUGCUUUCAGCUUUCUUGGAGGGGAGACUAGAAAGAAUCCCUCUGUAUCUUUAUCCCCAGCUUGACUGUAGAUUUGGGCAAGCCCACUGCCCUGGCUUUCCAUGUCUAGCUCCUAAACAGGAGCAGAUAGAAACCUGCUUCUGUGUUCACAAGGACUUUUUAGUGUUAGCAGCUGUGAUGCUCAAGGAGACAGGAAGGCGUCCAAAUAGAAGCAGACACUUUCUGAGAACAACCACAGCAAGUUGCAAGGGCCACUUCUCUGCCAAAAUUCCUUUCUUCUGGUAGAUUCAUUCUUACCAUUUGUUUGUUUCCAGCCUGUGGGGGAAGGGUCUCAGUCCUCUGUUCUCAGUUUCUUUCUGUUGGAAUGGGAGGGCAGCUGUGGUAUGAUCUGAAACUUCCGUACCCGCAGCAGUGUGACCUGGUGAUGCCCAGGAAGAAAGACUAUAAGCCAUAAGUUUACCGAAUUGCUCUCUCACAAUGGCGGAGAGGUCACAUGGUUCCAGCAACUCCCAAGGAGGCCAAGAAAAGAGCAGGAGAGAGAUCCUGAGGUCCACCAAGAGGGUGUGGACUCCCCUCGAUGAGCAGCUGCCUCCUGGCUCUGAGGAGGAAAGCCAGAGUGUCAUCAUCCCCACACUGGAAGAUUCCAAACAAGCAAGUAUUCAGCAGUGGCUGGACUCUGGAUUCUUGGUCUCUGUAAAUGAAAACUUUCAGCAAGUCAUCGACCACACUGUUUCUUUACAUGAACAAGAAAUGGUGCACAUGACCGUGAAGGACUAUAUGAGAUCUCUGCAUCCGUUUUCAGAAACUCCCACCCUUUCCAGAGGGACCAGUUUCAACUCUUGCCAUUCUGCUGCAAGUCUCCCACAAAGCAUUCCUGAAUGGCUGGAAUUUUGGGAAAAAGAUCCGGUGGAGAUUCUCUUGGAUCUGGGGUUUGGUGCAGAUGAGCCCGACAUCUGCACACAAGUCCCAGCCAGAUUUCUGGGUUGUAGCUCAGCCGCCAGAGGAAUCAACAUCCGGGUCUUCCUUGAAGCUCAAAGGCAGCGAAUGAACAUUGAGAAUCCUGACUUGUACAGUCGUUUCCAACAGCUGGAGAUCCUGGACCAGGUAGCCAAUGCCUUCUCAUCUUUGCUGAAUAAUGUUAACAUCCUGCAGAACAAAGAUGAAGAGGAAAACAGAGGGGAAAAUGUGGAAAGAACCUCAAUGAGUGAAGCCAAUGGACAUCGGAAGAGAAUGGGUAAACUUUUCAAGAGAACUUCAAAGCAGAGCAUUAAAAGAGAUUGUAGCCCAGAAGCAUCAGAGUCACUGAAGAUGAGGGGCAAAUUUUCCAUCACCUCUGCAAAAUCAGGAGGGUGUGGAGCAGAGUUAUCAGUUGUGACAAACAACCAUGACCAAAGCCAUUUGUUUCCUUUGGCAGAACACUUGUCUCUCCAAGCCUGCAAUGAUUUGGUUCCCUGUCAUGCUCCCCAAGCUCUUGUGAGCAAACAGUGGCCUCGCUCAUCCACAUUGGCUAAGAGGGCUCCUCUUUCCUGUAUGUCUGAGGGCUCGGUCAAGGACAAAACUGAAAAGGUACACUCCAUUCAAACUAACAAGCUCAAGAGCUUGUCUCAUCUUGCAAGAGAAGCACUGGACUCCUUUGAAUUGGAAGAGGUCCAGAGCUUUGAGGAAGAGACUGGUAAUCCUCCUGACAUGACAUCAGGAAUUACAGGUGCCAUAGUGAACAGAGAAAACAGCUGCCAGUCUGACAGCAGCGGAUUCCUGGACGACCCCCUGGAACCAUUCUCCUUGCAGAUGCCUUCCUUGCCAAGCAGCCAGAGUCCUGUUGAGAAUGGAUGUAGAGAGCCAAGGGAUCAGAGCCAGUGCUUAGUGCCACCCCAGGACUGCCAGCGAGAGUCAGAUGAAUCUGAUUCCAAGAGUAUGGUGAACACAGCCUUUUCAAAUCAAGACUGGAGUGUCAUGGAAGAAAAGGCCUCAACAUCUACAGUGGAGGAAGAGUCUCUGUUUGAGGAUAUGGAGAAGCCUCCAGAGCCAUUGACCCCAUAUACAGCCCUUGACGGGACCCCCAGAGGGGGAGAACACCCAAGGAAAGACAGCCAUCCAAGGCAGGACUUUCCCAGGCCCCAAACUGGAACUGAGGCCCUGGUGGGUCCAGCUAACUCCAGGUGGGACUGUCCUCUGGGGUUUAGGCUACCCCAUAGCACUGAAGCCAAGGAUGGGUUUCUGAAGCUUGAGGGAGCUGAGGAAACAUCCGUGCAAAGGCACCACUGCAAGUCCCGAAGACCACGGGGAGCUGAUCCUGCUCAUGACAAGCGUCAUGUAGGCGCUGAGGCAACCUGUCCUAACACCAAUAGUACCUCAGUGACAGGAGAGAGCCCACAACAGCAUGUCCCGAGACCCAGCAAUGUCACGUCCUAUACAGUUGACCUUAUUCAAACAUCUGCGAAGUUCAUUCCCCACCUUGACAAACCUGCUGGAGAUACUCCCCACGCAAAGCCAGUAUGUCAUGCUUUGGGUCAAAUACCACAUCGGGCAGAAUCUGAGAGGGGAAAGUUUCCUCCAAACGCUGACUCAAAUGCUGCUGGUUCCAAGUCGGUGACAAUCCAGAUGUCCUCCAACCUGGCAUCAGCUGCUCUGAAUGCUGGGGCUUUGGGGACUGAUUCUAAAGGAACAGCUUUAGAAUGCACCAUGGGUGACCUUGCUCCCACAGCAGAACCAGGACUGGAGACAAAAUCAAGACAGUGCCGUGAUGUUUCUGUUCAGGCCGAUAUACGUGAGCUUAGACCCUGUCACUGCUGUUCAGGGCAGAGUAACAAGGCCCGGCGCCUCACCAAAUCUGUCUCUCUGGACACAGGCUUCCCUUAUAUCUGCCCACCGGGCAUCUGCCACGCUGAACCCACCCACAGCUGUGUCUGCUGUCAUCACCAGCCCCACUGCCAUUCAGAGAGGCAGAGCCCCAGCCCUGUGUCUUCAGCCUGUAGACACUGCCUGUGCUCCCAUCACCAUCUGGAAGCCCAGUUCAUGAAGACUUUGAGCGUCCUUCAGGACACCACAGUGAAGGAGCUGUGCUCUUGCACAGUCCAGGAGAUGGAAAUGAUGAAGAUGGUGUGCCAGAGCUUCCAGGAGCAUUUGGAGGAAAUUGAACAACACCUUACAGGACAGCAGGCACUCUUUUGCAGGGACAUGACAGAGGAGGAAAGGCAGGAGGCCAAACAGCUGCAGACUCUCCGCUGGGCUCUGCAGCAGCAGGUGGAGGAGCUGGCGUUUCAGUUUGGAGACCGGGCUCAGCAGAUCAAAGAUGAGAUUCUGUUGCACUUUGAGCUUCUCACAGAGGAACAAACUGAACACUAUCCAAACCUGCAUGACUGUUACUGGACAGCAGAAAAGAAUGGCCAGUCUUCAUGUGCUAAAAUCCACCCAGCCAUGGCCCCCCGGGUUGCCUUUCCUUCCCAAGAUGGCCAGCAAACUCUCAGCUCAAGGGUGACCCAUUUACCUGCCUUCUCUUCACCCACCUUGGAGAGCAGCACCAGGAUGUCUCCUCCAGCUGGGGCAGAGUCAGGCCCAGCCCCUUUGUCAAAUUGUCCUAUUGGAGAUAAGGGUACAAAUGUCUUCCUCUAGAUCAGAGUGGUUUUGAUGAUCUUCCUGCAAAGUGUAAGAGCACAUUCCAGCCAGAUAAGAAAAUCUAAAUUGCCCCCCAGAAGUGUCUGGUCAACCUGCUCCAGCUAUUUUUAAAAAUAUUCUACUCUGUGUUUCAACCCAGGAGAAACUCAAUAUUUCAGUAUUUAUUCAAUACAUAAUAAGUGAGCACCUACUAUGUGGCUGGCACAGGGAAUACAUGGGGGCCAAAAUAUGUGUACAUAUCUCUAGAUAUAAAUGAUAGUCUUUGCCCUGCAGAAACAUACAGUCUACUGGGUAAGAUAGAAUGUGGACACAUAAAGACAUAUGGAUUUGAAAACUGUGAAAGAGAUUUGAGGGAAAUUACAGGGUUUUGUGAAAGAGAACAUAGCAGGGAAUCUGACUAAGAUUAAGCUGUCAGGAGUGCCUGGUUGAGGAAGUGACAUCAGAAGAGGGAAAGAAAAUCCAGGGCUCAGAAGGGCCAGCCUGUCCAAUGGCUUGAGGCCGUCGGUCCCUGAAAGCAUUGAAGAAGCUCCCACCAUGACCCAGGAGAUCCUCGAACGCUAGAGACAGUUGUAAACAAGACAGACAUUCGACUCAUAAAGAGCGGGAUGGAGAGCGGAGAAAAGAACAACCAACAAGAUAACUUCAACAUUGACAAAUACCAUGGAGAAGACAGCAUGUGAACACUAGGGGGUGGUGUGGAAGAGAAGCGUACAGAAUUCCUGAGGGUGACGGGCAGGGCCUUGCUGAAAGGAGGCUAUUUGGCUAAAAUCUGGAUGGUGUGGAAGAGGAAGCCAUGUGAAAUUCUGAGGGAAGAACCUUGAAAGCAGAAGGAAUGGAAAGUUUAAAGGCCCUGAGGCAGAACCAGCUGAAGUUGCUGAGCACAUGAAUGAUGGGAGCGUGGAGGGCGAGGAUGUCCAUAGGCUGACUGUAUGGGGAUCUGAGAACCAGGAUCCUUCUUCCUUGUGGAAGCCAUUACAGGCUUUAAGUAGGAUUGUCAGAUAGUCUGGUUUACAUUUAAAAAUCCCACUGACUGCCUGUGGGGAGCAUGUGGUUGGGGACAUGCAGCUAGGCAGCGCUCCCAGGGACGAGGCUGUUGGUGUAAUCCCUGCGGUAAGAAGCAAAGUGUUGAGUUGCUUCCAUGCAGCUGGGGAAGCUUGGGAACCGCCCCCCACCCCCCACACUGAAACGUGGGAUGCACUGGCAGUCUUAAAGCCCUGGAGAAGUUCUAAGAAAUGAGGAAUGAAAGAAGAAUGGAACAGUCAGAAGAACUUCAUGGAAAAAGUAGUCCCUUGAGAGAAGUUAUAACGUGUAGGAGAUGGGCCAGUGGAGGUCACUUCCUAGCAAGGAAGUUUCUUUGGAAACUAGCCACUACCAGCUAAGAUUGGGCCUCUUGGCCUGUUUCAUCCUUCAUCCUCCUUGCUUUUUGAAAACCCUUUGGCUUCAGGGGAACCCUCCUACCCUCUGGACCAUUCCAGUUUCCUCUGUUGACGGCCCUUUCUCAGACUGGGAACACUCCCCUUGCAUCCUUAAUUCUCUAUUUCUUUCUCUCUCCACACCAAUUUCCCCAAUAUGUGCAAUCUACAGGCACCCGUCUCCAGUUCCUGCCCUCUCCAGAAUUCCUGCCCCGCAUUCUCUACUCUCUAUAACAUAUUUGCACUUGGAAGACUGGCCUGUCUGUCUCACUCAGCCUCCAACCUGAUCCUGUCAAUUCCCAGAAUCGGUUCAUCUUCCUGAUACUUUCUGUCCACGGCAUUAUCGUUCUCCUUGACGUGUUGACUCAGAACCACAAAUUCAUGUUGUCUCCUAGUCCUCCUUCAUCCUCUUGCCUCAGAAUCAAAGAUCACAUCAACGCUGAGGGGACUGCUACAGUGUCAUUCCCACAAGCUCCCUCAGAACCUACUACCUGGUGAACACCCAACUGAGGGGCCUUCUAAUUGCCUCUAGCUUCCUUCUCUCUGAGCUAUACUGGCCUCUGCCAAAGUGGUCUCCCUAGGUCAUCACUUGGGUCAUAUUACCCUGGCCUAGGGUGAGUAGCCAGGGAGUUCUUUUAGGCUAUCCUAGAGAACUAGAGAGAAGUCCCAGGAUCAUCCUGCCCAGAGCAGUCUUGCCCCAAAUAAGCUCUAUGCCCCCUCCUGCAUCCUGCUGCUUCAUUUCCCUGGACUACAUCCCUCUUUUGGCUCCUGCAGCAUGGUUCAGCUUCCAGCCCCAACUUGGCUCCUGAUAUACUACAUAUAUAUGUGCAUAUGUACAUGAUGUAUGUAUAUGGUACCCCCCAAAUUUUUUCCCUUUCUAAACUUUUAAAAUUUUUUACUCUUUCCCUGGGUCAGAUGCUAGGCAUCCUUGUUUAUCUCCAUUUAUCUCCAAUGUAGACUUUGAAAAAUUUGCCAUAAUUUCUGGAGAUGACUUCAGAAGUGAAGGGGGAGGCAAAAAAGACCCAUUGCCUUCAGAUGAAGGGUAGCAUCUGGAAUCUCUAAGGAUCACUAAACAUCUCAUGGCAUUUCCUUGUUUAUUCUCCAAACUCUCCAACAAAGAGCACCAAAGGGGAACCAAGAUGUAGAGAGCUGCCCAUCAACCCAGAACUUUUGCUGUCUUCGGCCCAUCAUGACCUGAUUGCCAACACUACUUCCAAAUGCCAUCUUCUGUAGUUCAUGUCCUUCUUCUCAUAAACAUGAAACCUCUAGAAGCCCAGGCCACCUGGUGAUCCAUGAAGUAACUGCUAGUGUCCCCAGGGGUUCUCUAUUCUGAAUACCCUUUAGACUCACUGGGGAGAUUUAAAAAAUACUGACAUUGAAACCCCACCCCAGAUCAAUUAAACAAGAAUCCCCAGGGAUGGGAUCCAGCUACCCACAAAUUUUAACAGCUCCCCAAAUUAUUCUAAUAUGCAGUUAAAAUUGUUGCUCUGGAUGAAAAGGCUACCUUACAAUUCAACUGUUCCUGUUGUUUUCUAAGGACUCUCUUUUAUUUCCCAUUUUUCUUUCUAUACCACCCCUCUUAGCUAAAGAAGUCUUUCAUGAUUCAUUGACAACCAUUGAAUUAGGAAACUGGGAGAAAAGAGAAAGAAAAAUGAUGUGUGGACUUCAUUUCUAUUUUUUUUAGCAUUGACUUCUACCUUGCUCAUCAGUUCUUACAUUUCAUCUUUAUGGAUAAAGAAGUGGUAAACAGAUGACUUUGUUCUGUUUUCCUUCCUUUCCCAGAAGUCCUAUUCCAAAUUUGACAAACCAGAUUAAAUACACAUAUUUGAUUCAGUAGGUCAGGGUAAGGAUUAUUUGUUUCUUCUAUUUAACACCUUCCUUCUCUUGGAGGAAAAUGUCUAUAUAAAAUAGCCCAUUACAAAAAUUAUGGAUAUGUAAGUAGUCUUCUAAAUGUAUAUAGUUCUUCCACCACUAGGACACAGCACAAACAUUCUAGAAAGGUGAACAAUUAGACAAAUUUCUUUUAUGGCAUAAAUAUUAAAUAUAAAUGUAAAACUGGGUUUUUUGAGUAUUAUUUAGAGUACAUGAGGAUAUGAAGCAAGUUUCUCAAGGAUGGAAUCUACAACACGCAUUUAGGUAACUCAAAUACUCUGACCUUAUGAUCUCCCCUUGCAUUCUUCCACCUUUUCCAUAAAUAAGCUUCUAAAAUUCAUGUGCAUAUCAUACUAUUUAUAGCAGUUACAGUGUUUCACUCCAAUAUCAAUGUACUCAACCUAAAAUAUCAUAAAACAUUACGGUUAUGGAAUGAAUGUUGAAGCAAAGUAAAUGCCUUCCACCUUGAACCUUCAGGUAUCCCUUGCUGGCCUCUUUAUUCAAGGUGAUACACAAACAAUGUCCCAUACUAAGCACUUACCUUGCAAUCUCUUGUUCUCAAACGUAGGUUCACAGCAAAACUGCUCACUAGGCUUGGAAAAAGAAAAUGUUUUUAAGAUUAUUUAUUCAUCUGAGAGAAAGAGAAAGAGCAGGGGGAAGGGCAGAGGGAAAGGGAGCAGCAGACUCCCUGCUGAGUGUGAAGCCCAAUGCAGGGCUUGAUCCCACAACCCCCAGACAAAGAUGCAACCUCAGCUGAAACCAAGAGUCCAGUGCUUAACCACUCAACCAACUGAGCCCCCCCAGGCACCCCUAGGCUCGGAAAAUUUUUCUUCUGAGAACCUAGCUUAAAGCUAAAUAAGAUUCCACUUUGGAGUCCAGAUGUAUUUUGACGAAGUUCAGAGGUGUUUUUUACCUGAGUUGCUUCCACACAAAUAGAUGGAAAUGAAGAUUUGGUUGUUACCAGUUUAUAUAAUCAAACUGGAUAAAACCGAUGGACAGACCAUGCAGGUCACCAUUUGUUUACACAAAAAUAGGAGUCUUUGCCUGUGACAAACUUUACCUCAUUUGAGUCUCACAGUGCUAAAGGAAGUAUUCCCCAUCUGAACGAUGAGGAAGCUAAGAUACGGAGGGGCUGACCUCAUAAGCACACACUGAAUCUUGUGCUUUAUUAAGAAGCAACUGCAUGCUGGGGGUAGGAGCUUAAGCUCUGGAGUUAAAUCCAGGGUCUGAAGCUUAAACCCAACUCUUCUACUUAUUAUCUGUGUUGGGUAAACUUCUUAAUCCCCAAGCCUCAGUGUCACCAUCUAUAAAUUAUCAGAGUGAAUACAUAUGUAGCCCUUUAGAACGAGUGCAAUAUGGUUCAUUGGAAUAUGGUUCAGUAGGAUUCCAUACCGAGUAUGGUUCAGUAUGAUUAAGAUUCUGAUGACAAUAAUAACAAGAAGAGAGGAAACUCCUUAAUACCUACUUCCAUGCAAGGUAUUGGGUUAGACAUUGUAUGUGCAUUACCACUUUUCUUCACAACCAUCCUGAAAGGCAAGAAUGAAUACACACACACACAC